This is a messenger RNA of Tribolium castaneum (red flour beetle), 677 nucleotides long. It is a transcript of the gene RpL12, whose product is annotated as Ribosomal protein L12. NCBI's taxonomy places the organism in Eukaryota, Metazoa, Arthropoda, Insecta, Coleoptera, Tenebrionidae. The coding region runs from base 152 to 649 and encodes 165 amino acids. The record is from RefSeq and is a predicted model, not a curated record. Gene Ontology annotation, biological process: translation. Gene Ontology annotation, molecular function: structural constituent of ribosome; large ribosomal subunit rRNA binding. Gene Ontology annotation, cellular component: cytosolic large ribosomal subunit; ribosome. The transcript has 4 exons.
GAAGUUGUUGACGCGGCGCCACAGUCACUUCCUCUUCGAAAUAAGCCGUGGAAGAUUGACCGUGGUUUGUUUUCACAUUUGGGACAAAUCCACAAUCAUCCGCCUUUUGAGUAUUUAUUUUUACUCAGAAUUAGUUGUAACAUAAUAAAAAAUGCCCCCAAAGUUUGAUCCAAACGAAGUUAAACUCGUUUACCUUAGAUGUGUCGGUGGUGAGGUUGGUGCCACAUCUUCCUUGGCCCCAAAAAUCGGUCCUUUGGGUUUGUCUCCCAAAAAAGUCGGUGAUGACAUCGCUAAAGGCACCGCUGAUUGGAAGGGUCUUAAGAUAACAGUUCAACUUAAGAUCCAAAACCGUCAAGCCACUAUUUCUGUUGUUCCAUCGGCCGCCAGUUUGAUUAUUAAAGCCUUGAAAGAGCCACCAAGAGACAGGAAGAAGCAAAAGAACAUUAAGCACAGUGGCAACAUUACUUUGGACGAUGUUAUCAGCAUUGCUAGACAAAUGAGGCCAAGAUCAAUGGCUAAAAAUCUGUCUGGAACAGUUAAGGAAGUUUUAGGUACUGCCCAGUCUGUAGGUUGCACCAUAGAUGGGAAGCUCCCACAUGACGUUAUUGACGAAGUGAAUGAUGGCUCUGUAGAAAUACCUGAAGAGUAAAUUUUAUAAAAUAAACUUUUCUGAUACA